Molecule: messenger RNA, 570 nt
Organism: Venustampulla echinocandica
Lineage: Eukaryota; Fungi; Ascomycota; Leotiomycetes; Helotiales; Pleuroascaceae
Product: Thioredoxin-like protein
Exons: 2
Coding region: 1-570 (189 amino acids)
Source: RefSeq, a predicted model, not a curated record
AUGAUAACACGGCCAGCUCCGCGGCUUUUACGAGUCUCCCUGAGAAAGCGAGCGCCAAUUGCCGCCCCAAUUACACGGCAUUUCUCGACCACCCCCGAGAACAAGGCCAAGAACCGCGUCUAUACGCCAGUCCGCCGUUACGAUGAUUUCUCCUCCUACCUCCAACUCUCGACUUCCUCUCGAACCCCCCUCCUAACCCUCUGGACAGCUUCCUACUGCGCCACCUGCAAAACCGUCUCCCCCCUUCUUCAGGAGCUCAUUGAAGCCGGGGUGGGCGAGGAGGAGGGCGGCGUUUCCUUCUGUGAGGUCGAAUAUGACACCCCGGACGUGAUGGACAGCGGCCUGGGAAUGACAUACAUGAUUACCAGCCUGCCAACCCUCUUAAGUUUCGACCGCGGAGAAGCACAGACCGGGACCAAGGUCGUAGACCCGAAGAAGUUGACGGAUAAGGAGUGGAUGAAGGAAUGGAUACGGACAGAGGCGCGGAGGCGUGGGCAAGGCGGAGGAGGGACGGGGCUAUACGGAGGAGGGACGGGGCUACUUGGAGGGCUCUUUGGAAACACGAAAUAG